AGCGAUAUAUAAUUUAUAUGUAUUUUAAUCUAUAAAUGUCUAUAAAAUUAAGGGAGAAUCUUUUACGUAGUUUAAACACAACGCAAAUUAUUUUUAUUCCCGCCUAAUUGAAUUAAACGUAACAGGAACAUUGAUUAUAGAAAUGAUAUUUAAUUCAUGAGGUCAUCCACUUCGAUCUGUAAAGUUUCCAACAUAUCGGUAGAAAUAAAUAUCUUAUAUCUAGAUCUCGAAUUAUAAAUUUCCUUCCCAAAGGAAGUGUUUUGUCUAAAUAUAAGAGGAAUUAUUUCAUAGCUGAAUUGUUAUAAAAGGAGUUUAAUAAGUAUAUAGUGUAAUUAUCUUGGUAUAAUUUAAAGAAUUUAGAAAAUGUCUAAAAGAAAAGGUCUAACACUUGAUGAAAAGCGAGCGAGAAUGCUUCAAUUGUUUUAUGAGAGGAGAGAGUUUUUUACGUUAAAGGAGUUAGAAAAAAUUGCACCUAAGGAGAAAGGUAUUGUUACUCAAACUGUAAAAGAUGUUCUUCAAACAUUAGUAGAUGAUGGUCUAGUUAGAUCUGAUAAAAUUGGAACUUCUAUAUAUUUUUGGACAUUUCCUGGAGAGAAUAUAACUGCUGUAGAAAAUAGAAUAGCACAUGCAAGUAAAAGAAUAGUUGAAUCUGAAUUCAAACUUCAAAAACUAAAAGAAGAAUGUAUUAAAGAACAGACUGGUAGAGAAGAUACUGAAGAAAGGCGAAAUUUGUUACAAGAUAUACAACAAUUAAGAGAAAAAGAAAAUGAACUGAAAAGUCACAUUGCUAAACUUAGUGAUGUAGAUCCAGAUGCAAUUGCAAAAAUGGCAGAGAAAGCACAGAUGUUUAAAGAAGUAACCAAUAUAUGGACAGAUAAUAUCUUUGCCAUUCAAAGUUGGUGCAAGAGAAAAUUUGAUAUAUCAGAGCAAGAUCUCAAUAAACAUUUUAGUAUCUCUGACGAUUUGGAUUAUAAGGAAUACCAUAAACAAUGGUUUAUGAUAUGUCGAUACUAUCGCCCUCUUUGUAAUCAAGCGCAACGUAAUUAUUAACUAACUCAGUGGUUUUCACCUCUGAAUAUAAAGAAACAAACAUAACCUUUGAACGAG
This is a messenger RNA of Vespula pensylvanica (western yellowjacket), 1107 nucleotides long. RefSeq names its product meiotic nuclear division protein 1 homolog. Lineage: Eukaryota; Metazoa; Arthropoda; Insecta; Hymenoptera; Vespidae. The transcript is spliced from 6 exons. Gene Ontology annotation, molecular function: double-stranded DNA binding. The record is from RefSeq and is a predicted model, not a curated record. The coding region runs from base 364 to 1050 and encodes 228 amino acids. Gene Ontology annotation, biological process: reciprocal meiotic recombination. Gene Ontology annotation, cellular component: nucleus.